GUCAAAUGUUGUAAGCGAAAACAAGUAAGAAUUUGAUGAAUGAAAGAACUAUGACUGUUGUUUCGCAGUCGUUAUGGUGUUGGUGCUCGUUAAGAAUUUAGAUUUGGUGUUGUAGUUUUUUCCACGGUCUAGAGCUGAUCAUAUGUUGCGGGCACUCCUUUAAUGAGACUCCAAAGUAUGAGAGUUUUGAUUUUGUGCAACGAAAGAUGGAAGUAGAGCAUUUCAAGGAAUAGCAGCUCGUAUAAAAGACGAGUCCACUGCUCGUCGACUCGUAUAGGACAGGCCAAAGUUUGACCAUACAAUCGGAAGGUCGUCUUUCGACACUCGAGACGUUGCUCCUCGUAGUAGGAUUCCAUCUGAACAACAACGCGACAUCUGAUUUAAGUAGUAGAUACAAUCAACAUCACCUUAUCUUCAUCGUCAUAGCGAGCGUCAGGGUUCUUGAUAUCGAGAGAUAUGAAUGGAGACUACUGGUAGAUUUUAGGUCGUAGCUCUCCUCGUUGAAAAGUCUGAAGAGAUCUUCUGUAUGCGGUGUAAAGCAAACUCGCCUCUGUCGUGGACAUGAUGAAGUGACAGUCGGUGUUGGUGGAGGAACCGAGUAGCCGAACCGUACGAUGAGCGCUUGAUGCAAUACCCGUUUCGUUCAUGGUGAAGGACCUUCCCCAACUAAAGGAGCCCGGUCCUGUAGUACAUAGCAGUUUUCCGAUCAUUUUUUAUCCCUAGAAGUACGGCCUAGAAGUAGUAAAUGAGCUUUCAUGAAGAGGAAAACCAUGUAGUAGGGCAUACACGUAGUUGAAGAAGUCUCUAGUAUCUUGAUCCGCUACAUGAUGUAGGAGUAGUUCCUUCCAUGAUAAUAUCAAUUGCUGGACAGGAAACCUGAACGAAGAGAAAAAUAGAGCAAAUUCUUCACGGUACUUGUGUUAUUCUUGUGUGCUGUUUGUGCUUGUGUAUGAGGUUGGAAAUCUGCAUCGAUCAGAUCAUAAGUUGUUCUUGAUAUCUUUCCACCACAAUAACAAUGGGAGUGCCUCGUUCUUCGCGUGGUUACAAUGAUGUGCGCACUUUCGAUGCCACGCAACGACGUGGCGUGACGACACAAUAUGCUGGCGCAUCGUCAUAUGCUAGUGCAAAAGUACCGUUGAAGAACAGAGUGAAAGCGCCUGCGUCUGCGUCUACAUCUGCAAUAGCUUCACCCGCCGCCGCCACUACACCAGCGGACGAAUUCGAUCUAUUGCAGAUUCGUGGCCACAGUGUCAACCUCCCGCAAGAAGUGUCCGUGCAAAAGGAAUCCAUGCGGAAAGGCAAGAACAAGAAAGCGGGACAAGUUGUAGUGAGUUGAUUGACUCCCUCAGUACGAAGGGGAAAGCGCUUGUUUAGAAAUUAUAAUUGUAUCAUAUGGAUUUCUUUGAAUACUGCAGGUAUUUUAGAAGACGCGAUGUUUUGACAAUCAUAUUAUUAUAGCAGAAUAGUUUAUAGACGCUGGGCGGCAACGGUGGGCACGCUGGGCGGGCGCUUGGAUGACGCUGAACGGACUUGAGGGCCACGCAUUCGGCACGCCGAACCCGUUCCGGGCAGCCCUGGCGCAGUGCUGCGCCACUUUGCGCAGUGGCGGCCUGCGCCUGCUCUGUGCAGGCCUGUGCUACGUUGUGCUGCACUGCGCUGCUCGGUGCAAUGCUGCGCCGCCCCUGUCCGCAACGGCCCUGGCGGUUGCGUAAUUCGUCAGCGUCGUUGGCCUACGCUAGACUAGCACCGCCGGGGGGAUUCUCAAGGGGGCGCCGGAAGGGCGGCCCGCAUUUUGAGAUCCCUGUCGUCACGCUGCGUCGACGCUUGGCGCAGAAUUCGGCACAGCUGGCGCAAUCGGGUCGCCCAGCGACCCAGCGCGGCCAGCUUGCCCAGCCCAGCGAUCUUCACAUAGGUUAUAAACUGCUCUAUACAUAUAGAUGUAAGCGACAGAGUACGACAGCAAGGAUGUAGUUGAAGUAGAUUCGUAUGCCAAUGUGACUACACUCGUCAGGUGCGGCCUCACUCCGCAUGUGCUGCAUCGGUGCGAGUGGCUGCGCGUACUAGAAGUAGGGAUGGUAGUGCAACUGCUGGAUCAAAAAGGGGGGCUCGUCGUCGCUCUGAGGAGACUCUACCUUCUGGUGCUGGUUCCGGUGCAGCGGUAUCACGUGAGGAAGGGUCCAAUUAUGCAGCUGCGCCAUUGUCGAGCAGCGGAGAGCCAGAGGCCGACUUUGAUAAGCCGCAGACACAACGCCCACGACCCAAAUCAGCACAUCCGAGAAUCGCCGGGAAGACGAGCGUUGAAGGCAGUGAUUAUAGAAGCGGAGAGGCUCCUGCAGAUGUUCUUGUGCAAGCACAAGAAAGUAGUGGACCAUCUUCGCGUGGAGCGACCAUCAAUAAAUAUAAAAAGCGUCCGGUUUCUUCUGGUGCAAAUGCUCAUGUUGAGGGAACUCCGUGUCUCUUCUAUGGAGCUGAAAGUUCCUCUCCUUUGCAGACGGGAAAAGGCGAACUCAGUAGUCCAUCGGCAGUUGCGAACAAUGAAGCUCCAUCGAGGGCGGCAGAUGACUUCAUUUGCGGCGCUGUUCUCCGUGCAGUGUAUGACGACAGCAAAGACGAGAUAAUGGGCUAUCGUCGCAGCGCAAAUGGUACCUUGUACGUGCCUCUCCGAGCAGCACGACCCCAAAGCGCAGGGCCAACGUGCUCUUAUCGCAUUGGCUCGUCAGGAGGGGCGCGCCGUGGUGCCGCCGCGCGACCACAAAGUGCCUCGUCUGCCUGUUCUGGGUCAACGUCCUCUGUCGUGUUGCCGAAAAAUCUUCGCGACAGGUUGAAUCUUCAAGCCGGUGAAAAAGAAAAUGGAGAACCGAUGGUGAGAUUUAGUGAAGAGCAACACACGUUAUCAGAAGAAGAUGACAUCGAUACCGCUUCACAGCUCGCGGCUGGACAGCACCAGCUUAGAAGACAGUCGCGGGCAAUGCAGGGGCGGCUUCAGGUUGGCACGGCUGAUCUUCGGAACGGUUACGAUACCGACCUAUAUUCCUACGACACGCGGCUGCCACAAGAAAUCAGUAGACAACUUGAUGAAACGAUGGGUCCUCCGAUCAGGUCCUCUCCGACGAACAAAGCUAGAGCCAGGAGUGGGACCAACAUAGAUGAACAAGAAGUGGCACUUGGUCAAGGAGAUGCAAAUGCAGCGCACCACCUGCAACAACAAAUGGUGGAGACGGAGCGGAACGUGACACGUCAUUUGCCUGGUUUGUUCCUCGACAUGGAACCCGCACCAAGAGAAGGAGAGCCCCCAUUUGAUCCGCUGAGAUAUCCCUUUUCGCCUUUUGCAGGUGCGACGCAGCAGAGAGGCACAUUUAAGCAUGCUGGUUCCUCGUACUACACUCUUUACUAGUCUCCUCGUUGAUGUUUAUCCACUUCCACACGAGUCCAACUGCUACUACUAGUACUAGAUGUUUGAUGAACACUGAAAAUCUAGUAAGUAGUAGACAAUCACCACUGGUCCAGGAAAAAGGUGUGGCAGUUCAGAUUAAUUCAUCCUUGUUAUUGUUUGAGCCCUCGUCGUUCUGAUCUUGUUUAACUUUAAGUUUUUCUUCGAUGUCUGACCCUAAUAUUGCGCAUCACAAUGCCGGCGAAAGCGAUGCGGGGUCAUCUCAAAUGGAGACGAGCUUUCGCAAGCAAGCGAAUGCGACUUAUUGGCAGGCAGUGCGCGUCCCCAAACAGGGCAGGCAGAGGGAGCUGCGAGCUAUACGGCUGCGGCGGAGAUGGCGAGAUGACGAAAUGCACGAGCACAUCGCUGCGGAGCGCGAAAGGAUCGCAGAAGAGCGAGAACAAACCAGAAUGCGAAGAGGUCCCCCACAAGCGCCGCCAAGGUGGGGUACAAAGACGGAAGAAGACAUAUGGCGGGAGGAGGUCGGUUUUAGCGACACGGCAAGUUACAAAUCGAAUGGUAGUUGUCGUCCUUCAUGUUUCUCUUUCUUAUGUGAGAUUGUUCGUUGGAGUAUCGAAGUAAAUAAUUUUCCGCGUUUCUAUGACGUCGAAGAUCAUGAAUAGUACAUAGUAAGUAGAAGUUGAUUGAACUUGAAGUACAUAUUCACUUUUUUAGCUUUGUCGUAAGUAGUUACCAUUGCUUCGAGUAAAAAUGGAUGACGUGAUGAAAUAACACAUCGAUCACAGUCCUCAACGUUCAUCAUGUAUUACGCUUUUUGUUCCACAACUAGGUCCGAUCCGUUACAGUGCCGAAGAGCCACCGUUGUUCGAUAAGUAUCGGUAUUAUUCGAACAGGGUGAUGCGAAACAUCGCCAUAGAGAGGCCUCCACAGGAUGGUUUGCGAACGCUCGAUAAGAAUUUCACAUUGCGCGAGUACCUGCAGAAAGCACAGGAAGAACAGGCGGGAUCAUCAGCACAACAGGAACAGCAAGAAGCUGUGGAUCAUGAACCACAGACACAACCUACUCCGCCUGCACUGAGUGCGAGGGAAGCAGCGCGAGUGAUAUUGAAGACAAAACCGGGAGACGUCAAUCGCGAAACAGACUAUCGCAGGAAUAUGCGUUUCUUCUUCGACACUCGUUCAUCCUACAGUGACGUAGAUUUGCAGCCUCCAAACGUGCGCAGACCGAAUCAGAUAAUGUUAAGGUCGUGGCUAAUAUGGGUACUGCGUCUUCACGUUCUUCAUUUCCAUUCCAGGUAAAGGAUUUCUUCCUGAUCCUGGUUUUGUAGUACUUGAUGAUUCUCGAAUGCUGACUAGAAGCUGAAAUUCAAGUUGUGUUGUAUUCUAGGAACGAAUGGCUGAGUAUGGGUUAGGGAUGAGGAUGACGAGAAUGAAUAUGGAACUCAUAUCAUGUAGGUGGCUUACUACUGACUAAACCUCGUCGUCUAAUGAUGGCGACGAUAAAAGAGCAACGGAAUCAUGAGAAGGAAGGUGUGCAGGAACAAGAGCACCGUCCAUUGGGGGACAGCUUUUUAAAGGCAUCGAAUCCGCAAUGCUAUGCUCAUCUCGAACAAGACCCACUACCUUCGUUGGCCCCAAGAAUAUUUCCACAGAAGCACGUCCCCUAUACCGCUUUGUUCAAAAGACGAGUACAAGUUAAGCGACCGCCCUAUGGGUAAACAUUGAGCAGAAAUAACAAUAGAAUAAAAAUAUGCAUAUUAUGUUCUUGCAUACGAGAUUUUCCUGAAAAGUGUUGAUGUAAUUCUGAACUGAGAUUAUACCUUUGUUAGACUCCAUUGCAUAGAAAGAACUUGAGGUGCCUGCAUCUUUGUUGUGGUCGAUUUUCGGCUUAAUGUAAUGAACAUAACAAAAUGAACCAACCUGCAAGAGAUGGCACACGUAUCAGAGCUAAUUUUUCUCUCCGUCAAUAUAGACUAUCGUUGUAGUUUCUCAACCUUUCUCCCAAUCAAUGAAUAAGAAUACGGCAAUGAAGGUGACUUGGAAGUCAGUUCACGUAUAGUAGUUGCAAUUAUUUAGUUCAGAGCAGUCAUUUUUUUCGAUGUCAUAAAUCCGAUAAUGAAAUGACAGGAGAGCAUCCAGCUUGCUCUUCGGUUCAUUUGAUUUGCACUAUGGGCAUAUCCAUCGAGAACGAUGACAGACGGUAACUACAACCAACGAACUGUAAGGUGGAUAACAAAUAGUGCUAAGUUGAGACGUUUCUACAUCAAUAAAGCGUUACCUCACUGCAGCC
This is a messenger RNA of Amoebophrya sp. A25, 5681 nucleotides long. The record is from the annotation of a GenBank genome assembly. NCBI's taxonomy places the organism in Eukaryota, Dinophyceae, Syndiniales, Amoebophryaceae.